AUGGGAUCGCUAAGUCCACAGCUAUACGACCAGACGGUCCACACGAUUUAUAUACCGGAAGAUGUCCGCAAAUCGGGGGUUGCAACUCCUGAAAUUAUAGCAGAAGGCGCUGCAUUCUUGCACAAGGACGGUAUCAUCGUGCUCGACAAUGCCAUUGAUGUGGCACAUGUCGACGCCCUGAACGCCAAACUCACGCCGGAGGCUUUGGAAAUAGCCAAAAACCCGGACCAUCACUUCAACUUUGGCAAGCACACCUCGAACAUGGACCAAGCACCCCCACCGACCAAGGACCUGAUGUUCAAGGACAUCUGGUGCAACCCUUUCGCCGCCGCCAUACUCGCCGCCGUCCUCGGUCCACGGCCCGUGGUACACUACGCCAACGGAAACACCGCCCUCAAGGCUGGCCCGGACGGUCGACAGCCCGUCCACUCAGACUGCGAAUUCACCCACCCGGCCUACUUCUCCUUUGCCCAAGUAAUCAACAUCGCCCUCGUCGACACGUCGGCGCGCAACGGCGCAACGGAGGUCUGGCCGGGCUCGCAUCACGUCAGCGUGCACGACGCGCACGUCUCGGGCAAAGACAACGAAGAGCAGCUGCCCAUCAAGCCGGAGCUGCUGGAGCUGCGGCGCCGGCAUUCCCCGCCUGUACGAGCCUGCACCAAGAAGGGCAGCCUGGUGAUUCGCGAUCUACGGCUGUGGCACGCGGGUAUGCCGAACCUGACGGACGAGCCGCGCGUGAUGCUGGCGUUUGUGGCGCAGCCUGCCUGGUUUCAGGCAAAGAGCAAGAUACUGUUACCGGAGAAUGUAAGGGAGAUGGUGGAGGGGUGGGGUGGGGAGUUGCAGUUUGAUGCUGAGUAUGUGCAGGGAGAGGUGGACCACAAGACGCUGCGCAGUGAGGGUGUCGAUUUUGAUACCAAGAGCGAGGCGUUGAAUCGUUUUAGGGAUGAGUUGAGCAGGUGGCCGGACUAUACACCACGGUGGUAUUGA
Cyphellophora europaea CBS 101466 is the source of this 987-nucleotide messenger RNA. RefSeq lists its product as uncharacterized. Bases 1 to 987 code for a protein of 328 amino acids. The transcript has a single exon. NCBI's taxonomy places the organism in Eukaryota, Fungi, Ascomycota, Eurotiomycetes, Chaetothyriales, Cyphellophoraceae. The record is from RefSeq and is a predicted model, not a curated record.